AUGAAUUUCAAGAACGUGAAGAUUCCAAAUGUUCCGGGUGGUGGUGCGGCUUCUGCUUUGAUCAAGUUUGGAGCAAUUGCUGGGCUUGGCAUAUACGGAGCUGCUAACAGUCUCUACAAUGUUGAUGGAGGAAAUCGAGCUAUUGUCUUCAACCGUAUUAUUGGCGUCAAAGAUAAGGUUUAUCCUGAAGGAACGCACCUGAUGAUCCCGUGGUUUGAAAGACCAAUCAUAUAUGAUGUUCGUGCACGACCCCAUCUGGUGGAGAGCACUUCGGGUAGUCGUGAUCUCCAGAUGGUAAAAAUUGGUCUUCGAGUUCUUACUCGUCCUGUACCAGACCAAUUACCUACAAUUUAUCGGACUCUUGGUGAGAACUAUAAUGAAAGAGUCCUGCCUUCAAUUAUUCAUGAGACUUUGAAAGCUGUGGUUGCACAGUACAAUGCAAGCCAGCUCAUUACUCAGAGAGAGAAUGUUAGUAGGGAAAUACGGAAAAUACUGACAGAAAGGGCAGCCAACUUCAACAUUGCGCUCGAUGAUGUGUCCAUUACUAGCCUGACUUUUGGGAAGGAGUUUACAGCUGCAAUUGAAGCUAAGCAGGUGGCUGCACAAGAAGCUGAGAGGGCCAAGUUUGUUGUGGAAAAGGCUGAGCAAGACAAGCGAAGCGCUGUAAUCAGGGCACAGGGUGAGGCUAAGAGUGCCCAGCUGAUCGGCCAAGCUAUUGCCAACAACCCAGCAUUUAUCACACUCAGGAAAAUUGAAGCAGCGAGAGAAAUUGCACACACAAUCUCAAAAGCAGCCAACAAGGUGUUCUUGAGUUCAGAUGAUCUGCUGCUAAAACUUCAGGAUAUGGAUUUAACAGGCACCGGUGUGAAGAAAUAA
Molecule: messenger RNA, 876 nt
Organism: Ilex paraguariensis (yerba mate)
Lineage: Eukaryota; Viridiplantae; Streptophyta; Magnoliopsida; Aquifoliales; Aquifoliaceae
Source: the annotation of a GenBank genome assembly